This is a messenger RNA of Aspergillus ibericus CBS 121593, 2032 nucleotides long. RefSeq lists its product as uncharacterized. Lineage: Eukaryota; Fungi; Ascomycota; Eurotiomycetes; Eurotiales; Aspergillaceae. The record is from RefSeq and is a predicted model, not a curated record. The transcript has 8 exons. The coding region runs from base 291 to 1883 and encodes 530 amino acids.
UCUACUGAGUUGUCUUCCUCUGCCCCUCCCCGGCUCCUGGCUGGCCCUAUCCCGUCUUUUCCUAUUUUACUUAUGCAUUCUCCCGUCGGGCCUUCCAUAUAAUUGCACGCCCGCCACUGUCAUUCGGGGUGCUUGCUGGUGCAUGCCAUUUCCCGUUGCUGGCUUUGCCGUUCUUCCAUCUUGGCCCUACACCUACAGCUCUAUAAAUUCCUUCCCACCCACGGUGCCACCCUCUGUGCUCAACACCAAACUCCACUUCCAUGCAUGGCACGCCAUAGUUAACAGUCACAAUGGCCUUGUACGACUCCUACAAGACCGCGGAAGCUGUGGCUGAAGGCUUUCGCUAUUUUCGCGAACCUCUGCAAGAAUACAACACGGAAAUCACCCGCCUCGUUGCCCAGCUCUAUUCGAUCAGUGUCUCUCUCAAAGGCCUGGAGGACUUGACAAGACAUCGAGCCUACCACCACAAUCUACCUGCCAUUCAGCCCGAUCUGGAAUUACUUCGGGCUAGCUUGAAGUACACGCUCGAGGACGUGCUUGAUUUCUUCGAUGAUCUGGAGAACCGACGAGGCGACAGCAGCGGAGUAUACAAGCAAAUCUGGGUCGAACUUUGUUCUCACUUUGUCGCGGAAUCCCAGGAGUCUUUGUCCACUCGAUUAGCCAAGUACAACUCUUUCCUGGGUGAUUUAAACCGUAUAAUGAAGGGUGAAUACCCCGAUACUCGUCUAAUGUCAUCACUCCGCAGCAAUAUCAAAGGGCUCUUAGUCCAUCAGGAUAGCCGACUUGCGCCACGUCUAGGUUCUCUGUCAUUGAGCUCGCCGUCCUCCUCCAGCAGCAGCAGUAGCAGCAAUGCUGAUCCGGGGAGUCCUGCGAGUGACCGUAGGCCUCGCAGCCGCAGGUCGUACGAACGAGCACGGCCUGCUCAUUCUUCGCCUCAGUCUCCUAUAUCGACUUCAUCGGGCACGUUUUCUGACAUUCCACCCUCUGUUCCUGAUGCUCCGGAUUCUCCUACCACCAGCACGACCGCCACUAGCCAGUCAGUAGACUCGACUUCUGCCAGCGACCACUGGGCCAGGCGAGUAUUUUUGGACGAGCAUCCAAAGACCGCGAUCCCUUUUGUCGGUGAAAGCUCUAAAUGCCUCGGGGAAUUGAGAGAGGGCGUCAAUGUCAAAGCCUGGCUUCACAGUCAGGGCUUCGAGGAGUUGUUUGAGCUUGCUUUCAACGGCGACGAGACAGAUCUUCGCGUAUCCUUCUACCUACGGGACGAUGACAAUCGCGUACGGAUCGUGUGCAAAUCUCGGCGGUCUCGAUCUAGCGAUUACUUUUGCCUGCCUUUGAAUUUGCUUGAGAUCGUCCGUGUCGGCUCCUGCCUGCAAAUCUGUCGACGGCGGCGCGGAGGCUCUGAGCUCGUCUUGUGGGCCAACCUCAAGUUUGGCACCAUUGAACAUAUGGUAAUCUUUUUCUGCACGUUCUUGGCUCUACGGUCGCAGGAUUCUGGUCGGCCCGUGGAACGCAUUCGCGAUUACGAGCUUGACGAGGAGGAGGAGCUGUUUGGAGGACAAAUUGUCGAUGAUGACUUUCUCCAUGCCUUGCGUGUAUACCGAGACAACGUAUCUGGAGCCGUCCGACUGCAAGCCUCCGUCCACAAAGGGGAAAUGAAACGGAUGCCCGUUUGGACUGCCUUUAUAACGAGAUCCAUUAAAUCCAGAGGCUGGAUUCGCCGACUGAAUCCCAAAACGGUGGUCCUACGCGACCUCCAUCGGGUCAUCUUUACAUUCCCAAAUUACAACCCACCAAUGACACCAAAAGGAGAACAUAUCUUGAUGUUCAAGAAUCGUUCUGAUGCCCAGGGCUUCAUGGACACGAUCGCGGAACUGUCUUAAUUAUAACAUGAAUGAUUAGGGAUGCUGACAAUCCAGCGUUGUUGUAUUAGUUGCGGCAAGGACAGGGAACAGUCCUACCUCGCCCAGUAUCGAUAGUGUUUACGAUGAAUGUGUUACGAUUUAUGAUGAAACGAGCCACAUGAUGACGG